AUGUCUCUCAAAUACCUCUCCAUCCUCGCCCUUGCAGGCUAUGCAUCGGCUCAGCAGAACGAUACUGUUCCUACUCUCGCUCAGGCUUUGAGCUCGACGAGCGAGCUGUCCCAGCUACAAAGCGUUCUCAACCUAAAUCCCGAACUCGUCCAGACUUUAAGCGGUGCAAAUGAUAUCACUAUCCUUGCACCGUCAAAUGAAGCCUUCGGCCUGGUCGAUAAUGCGACUCUUACCGGUCUUACCUCGAACACAGGAUUGCUCACUGCUCUCCUGCAGUACCACGUCCUGAACGGCACAUUCCUCGCCAAGGCGAUCACGAACACUAGUGCAUUUGUUCCAACCCUAUUAACCAACCCUCUCUUUACAAAUGUGACUGGAGGCCAAGUCGUCGAAGCCAUCGCCCAAGAUGGCAAGGUCACCUUCUACAGCGGUCUGCUGUCCAACUCGUCUGUCUCCAAAGCGGACGUGAAUUUCACUGGUGGUGUUAUUCAUAUUAUCGACCGACUCCUUGUCCUCCCCGAGAAUGCCGUCGACACACUGUCCGCCGCCAACCUCACGUCGCUGCGUGGUGCCAUCAACGCGACCGGUCUCGUUGACACUGUCAACAAUACACCCAACAUCACAAUCUUCGCGCCGUCCAACGAAGCGAUCCAGAACAUCGGUUCCGCAUUCGCCAAUCUUACGACGGAGCAGAUUACCGACAUCUUGACCUACCACGUCGUCACUGGGGAUAUCGGCUACUCCUCCAGCCUAGAGAAUGGAACAAGCCUUACAACUGCAAAUGGCGGCAACUUGACAAUCAUCGUCGGGACUGGUGGAAUUUUUGUUAACAACGCUCGUGUCAUCACCUCCGACGUUUUGAUCGCCAACGGUGUCGUCCAUGUCAUCGACGAGGUCCUCAACCCCACCAACAAGACCCUCGCUGACCCUGCAUCCAAGGAGGGUAAGCCUGCCUUUGAGGGUGCCACCCCUGCGUCAGACGUUCCAUACACUUCCGGCCAACCUACGCCUACCAACACCAUCAACGCAGAAGCUACUAAAGCUGCCGAUCCUACUCGGUCUGGUGCCAUGAGCGCAAGCACUGCAGGUGCUCCUCAAGCCAUGAAGACUGGUGCUGUUGGUAUGGGUGCUUUGUUCGGCGCUGCUGCCGUCUACAUGAUGUAAUCUUGGACAGUAUCUGAGCAUAUAGAUUCGUUGGGUUAUAUGUGAGAUAGCAGAAUCCAGAAGGUAGUGGUGCGAGACUGUUGGGAUUGUAAAUAAUGCAAAGCUGUCAUUGUUUAUGAGAGCAAAUGAGGGGG
Messenger RNA from Cucurbitaria berberidis CBS 394.84, 1298 nucleotides. RefSeq names its product Fasciclin-domain-containing protein. Bases 1 to 1164 code for a protein of 387 amino acids. The transcript has 2 exons. The record is from RefSeq and is a predicted model, not a curated record. Gene Ontology annotation, cellular component: fungal-type vacuole membrane. Gene Ontology annotation, biological process: macroautophagy. Lineage: Eukaryota; Fungi; Ascomycota; Dothideomycetes; Pleosporales; Cucurbitariaceae.